Messenger RNA from Entamoeba invadens IP1, 1614 nucleotides. RefSeq lists its product as hypothetical. The transcript has a single exon. Bases 1 to 1614 code for a protein of 537 amino acids. Gene Ontology annotation, molecular function: 5'-3' RNA exonuclease activity; RNA binding. The record is from RefSeq and is a predicted model, not a curated record. Gene Ontology annotation, biological process: nuclear-transcribed mRNA catabolic process. Gene Ontology annotation, cellular component: nucleus. Lineage: Eukaryota; Evosea; Mastigamoebida; Endamoebidae.
AUGACUAAAUUCUUCGAUUAUGCAAAGGCGUCAUACACUCAACACACACACCAACUUACACCAAGACAUUUCGACAACGUGUACAUUUCAUUUUCUGUAUUUGACACUUACGAUGAUGCCACUCUACAGUCUUAUCUCUCCGUCUGUAUCCCAGACAAACUUUUGUACAUCGCUGUGGAGGGAGUAACGCCUUUGUGUUUUCUUAGAAGUCGAAAGAGACACUACAAACUUCAGAGAGACCUUACCCCAGUUAUCGAUCAAUAUAUUACAGACCAUCCAACAAUCACAGUGAUAGUAUCAAAUUUCUCGGUUGCUGGUAUGGCUCACCAAAAGGUGUUGGACUUUGUGAGGAGACAGCAGUCGUGCAGUGGUGUUGAUGCCAAUGCGACGCACUGCUUCAUAUCGAAUAGUUACCCAUCCACUUAUAUGUCACUUCAUUUGCCCCGAUACGUCGUGGUAGUUCCCUCAUUAAACACAAUGUUUGACAUGAACCCGCUUCUCCUUGACAUUUUCAAAGACCUCAAAAUCAAAAUUCCAGUACUCCCGUUCGUUAGGAUAGUCGACGACAUCGCCUUUUUGCUUUUAAUGCUGGAAAACGAUGUGCUUCCAGCCGUGUUUAUGGCGACAGUGGGUGUGUUAUUCGAAAGGUAUGCCAAUGCUGUGGGUACUGGUUUUGUGAUAGAAAACGGGCAAAUCAUGAAACCAGUUCUCAAAACAAUUUUGAUGGUUAACAUGCGAACUAAACUCCCCGAAGGGUUUACUUCGACAAACACAAGUAUCGCUUAUUUCGAUGCGAAAAAUGACAGACUUGCAGAGCACAUUAGAAAACAAUUAUUGUUGUUACAUGAUGAAGAGAUGACUUCCAUAAUCAAGUGUUCCAGUGACUUGACAAGAAACGAGUUUGAGUUGAAUUUGCCGAACGUUUGCGUCGCGUUUUGGGAUGGACUUGUGUGGCUUUCAAAGUCUUUGUUCAACGAAGUGCCAGACUGGGACUGGCACUUCACCUUCCACAUCGAUCAUUUCGAACAGCUUUUGGGGCGGUUCUUUGAGUAUGAACCGCACUUCAUUUUUUCAUAUGGAAGACCAAUGGCUGGUAAUGUGUUUGCUGUACUUACAAGUGACAAUGACUAUACGUUACCUUCUUCGAUAUCGUUUUUGAAGACGCAGUCAUCGGAAUUCUAUAGUUUUUUCAGUGUUCCAAGUAAUAUGAAUAUAACCAAUUUACUCACAUUGGUACAAUCCAAAUUACCAGAGGGAAAGAAAGAGGAUCGGUGGGGGUGGCCGACUUUGUUUACAUCCAAAGAGUACAGAGUGGCGAAUUUCGACGCAAUCUCGCAUAUUGAACAACCGUCACGACUUGAUAUAAUGAUCGAGGGUGACACUUUACUGUUAUCAAAUGGAGACGUUGUUGAAGGAAAUUUAGUUCCAUUAUUUUCUCCCGGGAAUGAGCCGACCCCGGAGCCAAUAAAGAAUUUCAGAUAUGGGUUUUUGAACAAGUGGUACUCGAGCGAGUAUUCGUUUGAGAAGUUGUAUUAUGGAGAGCCAGGGAGUGGUAUAAAAGACGAAGAGGAUAAGAUGGAAUGUGAACCUAAGAAAUAUGAAUUAAGUAAGUGA